CCGUGUGUGGGGAGGUUUGAUAGAACAGACGCCAAAGACCCACUUUCUCAGAGAAAGAAAGAACAUCUGCAAAUAAGAUGCUGCUGUUGCAACUGAUGUUGCUCACGGUUCCUGUCCCAGGUGGUGGCAGCGACGAUGACUUCCCGGAGCUAAGGUCCUUUCGGAUCAUCUUGACAAUGUCUAUUUACAACCGUUCCUGGACUCAGAAUCAGGGCUCAGCUUGGCUGGACGAGCUGCAGACUCAUAAAUGGGACAGCAAGAAAGGCGUCUUCGUGAACACGCAGCCUUGGUCCAAGGGCAACUUCAGCAAGAAGGAGCUGAUGGAACAGGAAAGGGGAAUACAGGCAGCAUCUAUUAGAAUUCCUAUGAUAUUUCAGGACCACAUGAGUCAAUGGCAGCUUGAAUAUCCCAUUCAGGUACAGAUGGCCAAAGGCUGUGAGCUGCGCUCUGGAGAGAAACCAGUAGGAUUUAAGUGGAUUGCCUAUCAAGGAUCAGAUCUCAUGAGUUUCCAGAACAUGUCAUGGAUACCACCUCCACAGGGAGGAAGGAGGGCUCAGGAGGUCUGCAAACUGUUCAACCAGUUCCAUGAGGUCAAUUUAAGAAUACAAACACAUAUUAAUGACCUCUGUCCCCGUUUCCUCUUGGAGCUUCUUGAUGCAGGGAAGGCAUAUCUGCAGCGACAAGUGAGGCCAGAGGCGUGGCUGUCCCGUGGCCCCAGUCCUGGUCCUGGCCGUCUGCUGCUGGUGUGCCACGUGUCUGGUUUCCACCCAAAGCCAGUGUGGGUGAUGUGGAUGCGGGGUGAGCAGGAGCAGCCAGGCACCCAGAGAGGUGACAUCCUGCCCCAUGCAGACGGGACAUGGUAUCAUCAGGUCUCCUUGGAUGUGGAAGCCAGGGAGGCAGCUGGCCUGUCUUGCCGAGUGAGACACAGCAGUCUAGGAGGCCAGGACAUGGUCCUCUACUGGGAGCAGCACCGCCCCGUGGUCUGGGUCUUCCUGGCAUUGAUGGUGCCCCUGGUGCUUCUGGCGGGUCUUGCGUUCUGGCUCUGGAAGCGCUGGAAAUCACCCUGGAGACCUCAGUGCAUUGGCCUCCCUUUGGAGAGAGAUCCCAGCAGCCCAGGAUCAGGACACUCCUAAGCCCAUCUCAAUGGUGAUGGACUUGCACUUCCCCGUGUGCAUUCUCUGUGUUCCCCUUUUGCUCAGUGACCUGUUGUCGAUCUAAGCUGAGUGUCAUUUGGGAGGAAUUCUUGUUCCAAUCUGAUUCUGAGACUGAAAUCUCAAAAUUAUCUUAGAGUAAAAUGAAGUCUGAGACUCUCCAAAGGUCACAGGCAUCUUGUGUCACUUCCUCCCACAAGCCCUUCCUGACCCACAUAGUGGAAGCAGUCUUUGUUUGGUCAGAAUCCCCACCACUUUAACCUGCACGGUGGAUAAUCUACACCUCACUUCCCAUCCUUUUUUGCCCCGCAUUUAGGUCACUUUUCCCUUCAAACUCCUAGGUCUCUUGAGUGCAAAGUCCAUGUCUUUUUAAUACUUGAAUCCUUGGCAAGGAGUCACACCUGCAUGGA
This is a messenger RNA of Suricata suricatta (meerkat), 1561 nucleotides long. Its product is annotated as T-cell surface glycoprotein CD1a-like. NCBI's taxonomy places the organism in Eukaryota, Metazoa, Chordata, Mammalia, Carnivora, Herpestidae. The transcript has 6 exons. Gene Ontology annotation, molecular function: lipopeptide binding; exogenous lipid antigen binding; endogenous lipid antigen binding. Bases 78 to 1133 code for a protein of 351 amino acids. Gene Ontology annotation, cellular component: external side of plasma membrane. Gene Ontology annotation, biological process: immune response; antigen processing and presentation, endogenous lipid antigen via MHC class Ib; positive regulation of T cell mediated cytotoxicity. The record is from RefSeq and is a predicted model, not a curated record.